AUGGAGGAGGAGGUCAAGAAGGAGAGGGAUGCAGGAGUCAAGCAUGAGAGAUGCAAUGAGGCCACCGGGCAGGCAAGCAAGGAAGAGCAUGCAUCCAAUGCACAUGGCCAGAUUGCAGCGAGGGCGGUAAAGCAAGAGGUGCCUCCUUCGCGUACCGACCAGGUGGACAAACACCUGAUGAAACAUGUGAAGCAAGAGAUGAGAGGGGAGGCCAACAGGAUUGCGCAGGGCAGCAUCAAAGACGAAGUGCAGAAGCACAAACAGAAGGAAGUGAAGCACGAGGUCAAGUCAGAAGUACUUGUAAAGCAGCACCUGAAAAAAGAGGUCAAGGAGGAGGAUCCAGGAAAGGUGAAACAUGAGGUCAAAAAGGAAGUGAAGCUGGAGGUGAAGACGGAGGAGCAUUCGCACGGAGACAGCGCUACAGCAACACACUCGACUGGAGUGAAGCGAGAGAACCCCGGAGGUGCGGCCAUCCGUGUGAAGCAGGAAGACUCCGAAGGCCAGGGUCUGACGAAACGACGACGCAUGAGCCAGAAGGGGCCGGACUUGUCAGUUCCGUCCUUUGAGUCGCAGCUGCCAGUGUGGGCGGAGAAAUGCCUAGCAUUUCAGAUCUCUGGCAAAACGUGGCUCCCAACGAAGCCCUGCUGCCCGGCAAGCUUGUUUGUCGGUCUCGGAAGGGCUCCAUGGCAAGAGAGCGGUGAGGUGCACCCAACGCCGUGCGCGCAGCGUCUAGGCAAAGCUCAGCUCCGUGAGUUCCGAGCCUUCUUCCGCGAGCAGCCGCACCAUGCGCUCUUCAAGAGCAUUGCUGGUCCGCAAGAACAGGCCUCCAGGCCCAAACCUUUGAGCUCAAAGCCGCCUCUCGGAAGACCAGCUGGUGGCUCGAGAUGGGAGUGUUACAAGAUGUGGCCCUGGAUGCGUGACCUUCCCACAAGGCUGUGGAUGGGCAAUGGCUGGAUCAUGGAAGAGGACGGCAUGCGUAAGCUGGAGCCCUCCGAGCCCGGGGGCGCCAUGCCAGGCGUCCAGAUCUUCGAGUCCGUAGGCACCGCCGUGGACGAGUCCCAGCAGGACGGCUCUGAGGUGCACGCAGCUGAGCCAGGCCAGGCCACCACCAGCAAGUUCCGGGGCCUGGACCGCCAGAGUGGUGUUCGAGGCAUAUGCUGGAACAGGCAGAUGGCAUGUUGGAGGAUAUCAGUGCAACAAGCUGGCAAGCAAAAACAUAUCCAAUUCUUCAUCGCUCCGUUCCUGAAGAAAGGCCUCAGUGAGGACGAGGCCGUGGAGGCUGCGCUGCGCGAAGCCAAAGCCCACCGCGAGGAGCUGGUGCGGAAGGGCGUCCUCAAGCCACCGAAGGCCGUAAAACCACAGCACCCAAGCCAAGCCACGGUGAAGGGGCUGAAAUACAACAAGACCUCCAAAACAUGGCAAGUGCAGCUGACUGAUCCCAUCACCAAGAAGCUGGUCCAUGGCGGUCGGUUCGUCACCCAGGAGGAGGCCGAGUCCAAGGCCCGGGAGCUUGCCAAGGAGCUGGGCAUCAAGGAUAUCGAGCACAAGGUGGUCCCGGUGAAGCGUCUCUCGGAGCUGAAGCACUUCGA
Messenger RNA from Symbiodinium pilosum, 1589 nucleotides. Lineage: Eukaryota; Dinophyceae; Suessiales; Symbiodiniaceae. The record is from the annotation of a GenBank genome assembly.